GAACGUCGAAGACACGCGGGCUUCCCGUCGCCACCGCGCAGGUAUGGCGACCACGUGGCACAGCGAUCGAAAAGUAGGACUACUAAAAACGUAAAUCCUACGAAACACCCGCCUCCACCUACGAUCGCCCCUCUGCCACGACGGCUUGGUAGCGGCUACGCUGGCCUGUGUGGCUCGCGUCGACAUCGACUCCUGCGCCUUUUCUGAAAAGUUGAUCUGUCCUAUUCGCGCCGGGUGCAACAUGACCUCCAUUGCGGCCAAGACAUUUGUCGUCAGCACCCGCAGCGUCUCCGGCCGUGCAGCAAGACGAAUCACGAUAAACGCAGAGGUGGUGAAGGCGACUAAGCUCUGCGCUGGUGAUGCCAUCGCCAUUUCCUCAGUGGAUUCUGGAGUCACAGCCUUCGCUGUGGGAGUCGUGUGGCCCUCCAUAGACAUAUCACACGACGCUAUUCUCAUUUCAAAGUCCCUGCUCCUGACCGCCCAUCUGUCCCCCGGAGCGAAAACACAACUACAUCCGCUGACCGGAGGCAGACCCCCACCGCAUGUCCCCCCGCUGAAAAAUGCCCAAGCCGCGCGCACGAUCCGCAUGCGAGAGGUCCUUCCCGAAAUAUCGACAUCGUCCGCCAAUCUGCGAUCCAAUAACGACCCCAAGACGCAGACUCAUGGAGAUAGCCUUGCAAAGAGACGCGACUGGCUGACGCUCCUCGUCAGAGAGGUCUUAGUCGAUCAGAAGUACCUCACACCCACACAGAUAGUGGAAGUAUCGUACGAGGGCCGGAGCCGGCGGUUUGCCGUCUCCGCCGUGAACGAAGCGGAAGGCCAUGCAGACGACCUGUCAGAGAACCUGGCAGCGCUGUCUAUCGCGAAAGAAGAAAAACCACACUUAUGGACGGUGGACUGGGACGUCAUAGUCCGCCUAGACCGCGACGGUGAAAAAUCUGAUAGAGAUGGUACAGCAGAAGCGGCACUUGGCAAAGGUAUCGAACGCGACGUCGACCCAAAUGCCUAUGCCGCCGUCGGUGGGCUCGACAAACAAAUUGCGCAAAUCCGCGACCUCAUCGAAAUCCCGCUCACCCGGCCAGAGCUCUUCCGGCAUUUCGGGCUUAAACCACCCAGAGGCAUUCUCCUCCACGGCCCACCCGGCACAGGCAAGACACACCUCGCACGCGCUAUCGCCGCCUCCACGCGCGCCUCGCUCCUCACCGUCAACGGCCCCGAGCUCUCCUCCGCCUAUCACGGCGAGACCGAGGCGAAACUUCGCGACGUCUUCGCAGAGGCGCGGUCGCGUGCACCGUGCAUCGUCGUGCUCGACGAAGUAGACGCGCUCUGUCCGCGGCGUGAAGAUGGGCCUGGCGGGGAGGUCGAGAAGCGCGUCGUGGCGCAGCUCCUGACGAUCAUGGACGGGAUGGAGGCGGGUAAGGAGGGGAAGGAGGAGAGGGUCGUCGUUGUCGCUACGACCAACCGACCGAACGCGAUCGACCCUGCGUUGCGCAGACCGGGGCGGUUCGACCGCGAGAUUGAAAUCGGGAUCCCCGACGCGGAAGCGCGCUUCCACAUCCUCUUCGUCCUCCUCUCAAAGACACCCCACUCGAUCUCACCCGACGACCUCCGAGCGGUAGCCGCCAAGGCUCACGGGUAUGUCGGCGCGGACCUCAGCGCCGUCGUACGGGAAGCAGGGACGCUCGCCAUCAAGCAUUGGCUCGUUUCCUCCUCUACUGCCUCCUCAGACCCCUCCUCUUCCGCCCCGCAACUCACCCUCACGGACCUGCUCACCGCCCUCCCAACCAUCCGCCCCUCCGCGCUCCGCUCGCUGCUGCUCGACCUCACCCCCGUCCGGUACGCUUCCAUCGGCGGGCAGGCGCACACGAUCGAGAAGCUGCGCGAGUGCGUUGAGUGGCCGCUGCUGCACCCGGAGGCGUUCGCGCGGCUGGGCGUGCACCCCCCGCGGGGCGUGCUGCUGUACGGCCCACCGGGGUGCAGCAAGACGCUACUUGUGCGCGCGUGCGCGACUGAGAGCGGGGUGAACUUCCUGGCUGUCAAGGGGCCGGAGCUGCUGAACAAGUACGUCGGCGAGUCCGAGCGCGCCGUCCGCGAGGUCUUCAGCAAAGCCCGCGCGGCCGCGCCCUCGCUCAUUUUCUUCGACGAGAUCGACGCCCUCGCGACCUCCCGCACCUCCGACACCUCCGGCGGCGCACACGAAGGCGUGCUCACCUCGCUCCUCAACGAAAUGGACGGUGUGCAAGAGCUCGUCGGGGUCACCAUUGUCGCGGCGACGAACCGGCCCGAGGCGAUCGACUCCGCGCUGAUGCGCCCCGGGCGGCUCGACCGCAUUCUCUACGUCGGCCCGCCCGAUGCGAGCGGGCGCGAGGAGAUCCUCCGGAUACGCACGGCGAGGAUGAGCGUCGAGCCGGAGAUGGACUACGCGUUGCUUGCGCAACUGACUGAAGGAUGCUCUGGCGCGGAGUUGGCUGCGCUAUGCCAGGAGGCUGCGCUUCACACAAUGAAGAGGGAUAUGAACGCGCCCUUCGUCCCACACGAUGUGUUCGUCGAGGCGGCCAAGACGAUGAAGAGACAAAUCACACCAGACGUUGUCGCUAAAUACGAACGAUGGCGAGAUCAAAGUGGUGUGGGCGAAGCCUAGAGCACUCGGGUACCCGUACUUUGCUAGAGACGGACAUUCCCACUGAUCGCAGGUAUUGCCAACUGGCAUUGAAGCGUAAAGGUGUGAUAUCAUUACUCUGUAUUUGUCGUGAUUACUGUGGCGUGCGGGAAGCAAUGCAAAAUAUGUGCGUUCUGUUGAUACAAAC
Fomitopsis serialis is the source of this 2807-nucleotide messenger RNA. RefSeq names its product AAA family ATPase. NCBI's taxonomy places the organism in Eukaryota, Fungi, Basidiomycota, Agaricomycetes, Polyporales, Fomitopsidaceae. Bases 242 to 2641 code for a protein of 799 amino acids. The record is from RefSeq and is a predicted model, not a curated record. Gene Ontology annotation, cellular component: cytoplasm. The transcript is spliced from 11 exons. Gene Ontology annotation, molecular function: ATP hydrolysis activity; ATP binding.